UUAUAAACCCUCCUCUGCCUCUUCCGCCUCCACACCCCAUCCAACCUUAUCACUCUAUCACGUACUUCUCCUUCCUCAUCAACUCACCACCACACAUUAUGUUUCAUUAACUGUCGCCCAACUUCAUCUCUUUCGUCUCUUUCCUCAUAUUUUCCCAGAUUUUCCCUUCCUCUUUUCUUCUGGGUUGCUUUUGUAGUUUCGUUUCUCUUGAACCCAUAACCCAAAUUCUCAAUUUUGUGUCUUGAUUUGAUCCAUUCUGGGAUUUUUUCACCUGAUAUCUUACUGGGUUUCUAUCCUUUUUCCUUUGAUUUUGCUUCUUCCCUGUUAAAGUUUCUGUCUUGAUUUCAUUCCUACCCUAGAUUAACUGGCUCAUUAGUGUUUUUAAGGUUCAAAAAAUGGCAGCCAUUGAGACAGGUCCUCUGGUUCCUUCUUCUCCUUCCUCAUCUCCAUCUCCGUCUUCGUCUGUGAUUCUAACCCAAGACGAGCUCAAGAAAAUCGCCGCCUACAAGGCCGUGGAGUAUGUCGAGUCCGGCAUGGUCCUGGGCCUCGGAACCGGGUCAACGGCCAAGCACGCGGUGGCCCGAAUCGGCGAGCUCUUAAAACAGGGCAAGCUCAAGAACAUCGUAGGAAUACCCACAUCGAAGAUGACCCACGAACAGGCCUUGUCUGUGGGAAUCCCACUAUCAGAUCUCGACGCUCACCCCGUCAUCGACCUCGCCAUCGACGGCGCCGACGAAGUCGACCCGUACUUGAAUUUGGUUAAAGGCCGGGGCGGGUCGCUCCUGAGAGAGAAAAUGAUAGAAGGCGCUUGUAAGAAAUUCGUCGUCAUCGUCGACGAGUCAAAACUGGUCAAGUAUUUGGGAGGCAGUGGAUUGGCCAUGCCAGUUGAAAUUGUACCAUUUUGCUGGAAAUUCACAGCUUCAAGGCUUCAAAAACUGUUCGAAGAUUCAGGUUGUGUGGCAAAGUUGAGAACUUUCGGGGAAAACGAUGAACCCUUCGUCACCGAUAAUGGGAAUUACAUUGUGGAUUUGUAUUUCGAGAGUAGUAUUGGUGAUCUGGAGGCUGCCAAUGACGCAAUUCUGCGACUUCCUGGAGUUGCAGAACAUGGAAUGUUCCUGGACAUGGCAACAACUGUUAUCGUAGCAGGUGAACUUGGUGUAACAGUGAAAAAUAAGUAGGUUGAAUCAGAUUAUCAGACCAUAAUAAAACCUUGAAAUUCUCAAUAACUUCAGAUUUUGUAGUGUUCUGAUGUUUCUGUAGUAAUUGUACUGUGUUGAGAGCGCGAAGCUGGAGAAAGUUAAACAUCUGACGCAAUAUUUAAUCAGGAAGAGUUUAUUAUCUGAUCUCCUUGGAGGAAAUGUCCAUAUUCUCCCACAAGUUUUGCUAUUUGACCCCAGUCUAAGCAUUCAAGUUGGAAAAGAAAAGAAAUGAGAAUUCAGAAGAUUUUUCAGA
This is a messenger RNA of Neltuma alba, 1452 nucleotides long. RefSeq names its product probable ribose-5-phosphate isomerase 2. Gene Ontology annotation, biological process: pentose-phosphate shunt, non-oxidative branch. The transcript has a single exon. Gene Ontology annotation, molecular function: ribose-5-phosphate isomerase activity. The coding region runs from base 396 to 1178 and encodes 260 amino acids. Lineage: Eukaryota; Viridiplantae; Streptophyta; Magnoliopsida; Fabales; Fabaceae. The record is from RefSeq and is a predicted model, not a curated record.